UCGCGCUGGCUCCCGGGAGGCCUGCGGGGAGGGAGCGACCCCGCCAGAUUUACCUUGAGAGGAAAACUAAGAACGAAGUAAUGGCCGUGGAUUUGCUGCCUACUCAGGUGACAGAGUCUGUCACGUUCAGGGAUGUGGCCGUGCUCUUCAGCCAGGACGAGUGGUCGCACCUGGACUCUGCCCAGAGAACCUUGUACCGGGAGGUGAUGCUGGAGAACUACAGAAACCUGGUCUCACUGGGGAUUCCGUUUCCAAUGCCAAAGGUGAUCUGCCAGUUGCAACAAGGAGAGGAUCCCUGCACUGUGGAAGGAGAAGUCCCUUCAGACACCUAUAUAGGUUUCAAGACCUGGCCUGAAAUAGAAGCAUUGCCUCCCAGACUGGACGUUUUUAUAGAAGAAACAUCUCAGGGAAUAAUAAAGAAAGAGUCCACUAAGUAUAGUCAUGGGGACAUCAACUUUGGAGAAGCUGUGGAAUUUGAGAGCAGGAUAGAACAAGAGCAAGAAAAGAAACCUCUUAGGCAAAUGGUAGCCUCACAUGAGAAAACCAUCAGUGGAGAUAGAAACCAUACAAGUCUUGAAAUGGGGGAAAGCUUAUUUACAAAUACAAUUCUUGGUACACAACAGAGCGUUCCUAUAGAAAAGAUACCCAAUAUGUAUUACACUUUUGGGAAAGAUUUUAAACAGAAUUUUUAUCUAAGAAGAUGCUUCCAGAUUUACCCAGGAGAAAAACCUUAUAUCUGUAGUGAAUGUGGGAAAAGCUUCAACCAGAGUCUUUAUCUGAUUGAACACCAGAGAAUUCAUACUGGUGAGAAACCCUACAAGUGUAAUGAGUGUGAGAAAACCUUCAGCCACAGGUCAUCCCUUCUUUCUCAUCAGAGAAUUCAUACUGGAGAGAAACCUUACAAAUGUAAUGAAUGUGAGAAAGCAUUUAGCAAUAGUUCAACCCUCAUCAAACAUCUGAGAGUGCAUACUGGAGAGAAACCCUAUCGAUGCAGGGAAUGUGGUAAAGCCUUCAGCCAGUGUUCAACCCUCACUGUGCAUCAGAGAAUUCACACUGGAGAGAAACUCUAUAAAUGUGGUGAGUGUGAGAAGGCCUUCAAUUGUAGAGCAAAACUUCAUAGACAUCAAAGAAUCCACACAGGUGAGAAACCUUACAAAUGUAACGAAUGUGGGAAAGGUUACAGCCAGUUUACAUCUCUAGCUGAACAUCAGAAACUUCAUACUGGAGAACAGCUGUGUAAAUGCUUGGAAUGUGGGAGAACCUUCACACGCGUUGCAACCCUUAUUGAACAUCAGCGAAUUCAUACUGGGCAAAAACCCUAUCAAUGUAAUGAAUGUAAUAAAACCUUCAACCAGUAUUCAUCUUUUAAUGAACAUCGGAAAAUUCAUACUGGGGAAAAACUUUAUACAUGUGAAGAAUGUGGGAAAGCCUUUGGUUGCAAAUCCAACCUUUAUAGGCAUCAGAGAAUUCAUACUGGAGAGAAACCCUAUCAGUGUAAUCAGUGGAAAAGCUUUCAGCCAGUAUUCAUUCCUAACGGAACAUGAGAGAAUCCAUACUGGAGAGAAACUCUAUAAGUGUAUGGAAUGUGGGAAAGCCUAUAGUUACAGAUCAAACCUUUGUAGACACAAAAAAGUUCACAGUAAAGAAAAACUCUUUACAUGGAAGGAUUAUGGGAAACCUUUGAUCUACGACUCCUCCCUUACCCAGUAUCAGAGAUGUCUUAGAGGAGAUAAGCCCUAUGGGGUUUAGUUCAUCUCACAUAAUCCAAGACUUCCCAGUGGAGAAUAAUCAGGAGAAUUGUAAAUAGGAUACAAACGCCUAACAGAUUUCAGUCUUUUUUUACUUGUGCAAGGAAUAUGCUAGUUACCACUAAGGAAUGGUAAAAUUGAUCAAUAAAAAUAUGAAGAACACUGGCUUAUCAAGUUUUAAAAGAACCACAAAUUCAAAGGUUUCUAAAAACCUACAAUUUUUUUAAUUCAUAUAAAAAUGUAAGAGGCCUAACUUUUAAAAAAAAUUAUGAAAAAUAGUUGAAUGUAAGUUUUGUUUCUCUCAUUAAGACCAUAUUCUCUUUAUAAGAGUAAGUUUCAAUAUGUGACUUUUCUUUUAAAAUCAGUCAUUGAGUUAUUCAUAAUGUAAGUGUAAGACCUGUUUUCUAAAAUGGCAGGCCAACAUAAGAAGCUUGCCUUUUCAUAAAGAGCUGCUAAAGAUAAAAAGAAAUACUUUAAAUUUAACUCUUCACGUGGAAAUAAUAAAGUUCUUUUUAUGAGUUGCCCCAUCAGCAAGUUAUAUAUGUAAGUGUACACAUACACAAAUGCACGUGUGUGUGCA
Messenger RNA from Propithecus coquereli (Coquerel's sifaka), 2328 nucleotides. RefSeq names its product zinc finger protein 354C (gene ZNF354C). Gene Ontology annotation, molecular function: DNA-binding transcription repressor activity, RNA polymerase II-specific. The record is from RefSeq and is a predicted model, not a curated record. Gene Ontology annotation, biological process: negative regulation of transcription by RNA polymerase II. Lineage: Eukaryota; Metazoa; Chordata; Mammalia; Primates; Indriidae.